Molecule: messenger RNA, 1911 nt
Organism: Ilex paraguariensis (yerba mate)
Lineage: Eukaryota; Viridiplantae; Streptophyta; Magnoliopsida; Aquifoliales; Aquifoliaceae
Source: the annotation of a GenBank genome assembly
AUGGAGCUUAAACAUUUCACCCAUGACCAUCCACUGAAUUUCGAGGAUGUGCAAAAGAACGAAGGUACGGAUGUUAUGUGCUAUGGGUGUAAAAAACCAAUCUUAGAUCAUGCCUAUUGUUGUAAAGAGUGUGAUUACUUUCUACAUAAGAGCUGUGCAGAACUUAAGCGGGAGAUUGAAGAUCCCAUACACUCCGAACACCUUUUAAAACUUGACGCAGGUUCAAGUCCAUACAUUUGUGAUGUAUGUAAACAAAAUUGGGAUCGGUUCAUCUACUAUUGUAACAAGUGUGACUUUGUCAUCUGCAUGCCGUGUUUCUUGGAGGACCGCAUGGUUAAACUUGCAAUUCACCAACACCCAUUAGCCGUCCUACUUAGGCCAUCCUUGUUCACUUGUGAUAUUUGCAGCAUGGAAGUUUACUGUUGUGGCCCCUGUAGAUAUUUUGUCCAUGUAAAGUGCGCAACAUCAGAGGCAGGGUCGUCAAGAGGUGCUGAAAUAAGUAGCAGUAAUAAAGAUGACGAACUUCUUGAGUCUAAUCCGGUAAAUUUACCGGUGAAUGAUGAAUUUGUAGAUCUGGCUAGAUAUUUUGUUAAAGAUAUCAACAUUAACGAGUUUGAGAAAGAAACAGAGAUUAAUAAUGGGAGCCAUAAGCAUCCUUUACUUCUUUUCGAUGUGCAAAAUAUCAAUGAGGUGAAGGAUGAUAAAAUCUUAUGUAAUGCUUGUGUGCAACCUAUCUCCCUUCCAUUUUACGGCUGUCGUCAAUGCAAUUACUUUGUGCACUUAGGUUGUGCCCACUUACCAGAGGAGGUUCAACACCCAAGUCACCCUGAACACUUGCUUGAGCUUGGGAGAUCCAGUAACAUCUAUUUGCUCUUCGAAUGUGAAUGUUGCAACAUGGAUAGCAAUGGAUUCUUCUACGAGUGUCAAACUUGUANUUACGGCUGUCGUCAAUGCAAUUACUUUGUGCACUUAGGUUGUGCCCACUUACCAGAGGAGGUUCAACACCCAAGUCACCCUGAACACUUGCUUAAGCUUGGGAGAUUCACUAGCAUCUAUUCGCUCAUCAAAUGUGACUGUUGCAACAUGAAUAGCAAUGGAUUAUUCUACUGGUGUAAAACUUGUGAAUUCUAUGUUGAUAUCAAAUGUGCUUUUCUACCUAGCACUAUCAAACAUGAAUCUCACAAGCACCCCCUAGUUCAAACUGAAGGUUCACAUCAUGUUUGCAAGUCACAUAAUGUUUGCAAGUCAUGUAAUCACGAGUCCUCAAGGUUCAUAUUCAGAUGUGAUACUUGUAACUUCAAUCUGGACUACAAUUGUGCUUUGUUAUCAAAAACUGUCAAGCACAGAUAUUUUGUCCAUGUAAAGUGCGCAACAUCAGAGGCAGGCUCAUCAAGAGGUGCAGAUAUAAGUAACAGUAAUAAAGAUGACGAACUACUUGAGUCUAAUCUGGUAAAUUUACCGGUGAAUGAAGAAUUCGUAGAUCUGAGGAGGUUCAACACCCAAGUCACCCUGAACAUUUGCUUGAGCUUGGGAGAUUCACCAACAUUUAUUCGCUCUUCAGAUGUGGCUGUUGCACCUUGUAUAGCAAUGGAUUCUUCUACGAGUGUCAAACUUGUAAUUUCCAAGUUGAUAUCAAAUGUGCUUUUCUACCAAGCACUAUCAAACAUGAAUCUCACAAGCACCCCCUACUUCAAACUGAAGGUUCACAUCAUGUUUGCAAGUCAUGUAAUCACGAGUCCUCAAGGUUCAUAUUCAGAUGUGAUACUUGCAACUUCAAUCUGGACUACGAUUGUGCUCUGUUCCCAAAAACUAUCAAGCACAGGUGGGAUCGGCAUCCCUUUAUCUUGUCCUAUGAUCCUCCCAAUGAUCAUCCCGACGAAUUUCAUUGUGAAUUUUGCGAGGAAGAAAUAA